Danio aesculapii is the source of this 4649-nucleotide messenger RNA. RefSeq names its product NACHT, LRR and PYD domains-containing protein 12-like. Lineage: Eukaryota; Metazoa; Chordata; Actinopteri; Cypriniformes; Danionidae. The record is from RefSeq and is a predicted model, not a curated record. Gene Ontology annotation, molecular function: protein binding.
AUGUCAGAGGAGUGUGGAAUGGACUCUUCAUCUGAGAUGAGUCUCUCAGAAGAUGACAGCUCUGUGUCUGUGAAGAGUGACCAGUCAAAGGAGUUCGACCAACCAAACUUCAGUGAAGAGAAACCAACAUCUAUACGAAGCAUUGGCUCAGAUGUUUCUGUGUCUGUGAAGAGUGACUGGUCAAAAGACAACCCACCAGAUUUCAGUGAGGAAAACCCAUUAUCUACCCAAAGGCUUCAGUAUGAGACACAAGACUCUUUCCAGACUCACAGAAUCCUCAAACCACAAAGUUUCAAAGAGAAUCUAUUGGGGAUUUUCAAGAUGCUGAAGAGCCAAAUAAUCACAUUAUUUACAAAUGAGUUAGAAAAGUUCAAUAAAAUAUUACAAAAUGAGAAUGCACAUUAUUUUGUAAAGGACUUUAAUGAGAACAGAUCCACCAUCACAGAAGCAGCUCUUGAGCUCACACUCUACUUCCUGAGAGAAAUGAAGCAAGAUGAAGCUGCAGAUGCACUAGAAGAUAAGCUGUUUAUCGGUAAUCAGCUGAAAUGUGGCCUACAGAAGAAGUAUCAGUGUGUGUUUGAAGGAAUUUCAAAGCAAGGAGACUCCACACUCCUGAAGAACAUCUACACAGAUCUCUAUAUCACUCAGGGUGGCAGUGAACAGGUCAAUACUGAACAUGAGGUCAGACAGAUUGAAGUUGCGUCCAGACGUCAUAAAGCUCAAGAGAAACAGGUUGAAUGCAGACAUUUGUUUGAAGCGUCUGAACAAGACAUGCAGAUCAGAACUGUACUAACAAAAGGAGUCGCUGGCAUCGGGAAAUCAGUCUCUGUGCAAAAGUUUGUUCUGGAUUGGGCUGAAGGAAAAGAAAAUCAAGAGAUCAGCUUCAUAUUUCCUCUUCCCUUCAGAGAGAUGAACUUAAAGGAGAAAGAAAAGCUCAGUUUGAUGGAGCUUAUAACUCAGUUGUUCCCAGAGACAAAAGGACUGAACCUUACAAGAAGGUAUCGAUUCAAAGUCCUGUUCAUCCUUGAUGGAUUGGAUGAAUGUCGUCUUCCUCUGAACUUUGCUGGUAAUGAGACGUGUUGUGAUGUUUCAUCACCAGCCUCUCUGGAUGUUCUCCUGACGAACCUCAUCAAGGGAAAUCUGCUUCCUUCUGCUCUCAUCUGGAUCACCAGCAGACCAGCAGCUGCCAGUAAGAUUCCUCCUGACUGUAUCGACCGGCUGACAGAGAUACGAGGAUUCAAUGAUGCACAAAAGGAGGAGUACUUCAGAAAAAGACUCACAGAUGAGAAUCAGGCCAAAGAAAUCAUUGAUCAUGUUAAACAAUCAAAGAGUCUCUUCAUCAUGUGCCACAUCCCUGUCUUCUGCUGGAUUUCAGCCACUGUUCUCCAGAACAUUUUACAGGAGAAGACAAAUAAUGAUGUGAAAAACAAUCAGACUGAUGACGCCUCCAAAACACUGCAGGAAUCAAACACUGAAGACACUCCCAAGACUCUGACACAGAUGUACACACACUUUCUGCGCUUUCAGAUCAAGCAGAGCAGACGAAAGUAUAGUGGGGAAAACACACCAGAUGUGUCCUGGGAUAAAGACACCAUCCUUUCCCUGGGGAAACUGGCAUUUGAUAAUCUGGAAAGAAACAACUUAAUCUUCUAUGAUACAGACCUGGAAGCCUGUGGUGUUGACUUCUAUAAGGCCUCAAUGUAUGCUGGCAUGUGUUCCCAGAUAUUUAAGGAGGAAACAGGGAUUGUUCUUGGUACCAUGUACUGCUUUGUUCACUUGAGUGUUCAAGAGUUUAUUGCAGCCCUUUAUGCACAUCUGUUUCUAGAUAUCAACAAAAAAAGUGUGUUUGAUCAAGACUCUAGAAACAGAAAUGAGUCCAUGAUUGAUUUGCUGAAGACUGCAGUGGACAAGGCACUUGAGAGUGACAAUGGACACCUGGACCUUUUCCUUCGCUUCCUUCUCGGCUUGUCACUCCAAUCCAAUCGACGACUCUUACGAGGUCUAUUGACACAGCAAGACCACAAUGACCAUGAGGAAAUAAUUCAGUACAUCAAGCAGAAGUUUGAAUCAAAUCUUUCUCCAGAGAGAUCCAUCAAUCUGUUCUACUGUCUGAUUGAACUAAACGAUGAAACUCUGGUAAAGGAAAUUCAGACUCACCUUAGCACAGGAAGUCUCUCAUCUGCUGAUCUUUCACCUGCCCAGUGGUCUGCUCUGGUCUUUGUGUUGUUGACAUCAGAGGAGAAGAUGGAGGAGUUUGAGCUUCAAGAAUUCAAGAAGUCAGAUGAGUGCCUCAUCAGGCUAUCAGCAGUCAUCAAAACCUUCAGAAGAGCUCUGUUAAAUGACUGUAACUUAACAGCGAGAAGCUGUUCAGCUCUGGCUACAGUUUUCAGAUUUGAUAAUAGUCUAAAAGAGCUGAACAUGAGCAAUAAUAAUCUGCAGGAUUCAGGAGUGAAGGCUCUCUGCUCUGGACUGAAGAAUAUAAAGUGUCAUUUGGAAAUUCUGAAACUGUCAGACUGCAGUAUCACAGAGAGAGGUUAUAAAGCUCUGGCUUCAGCUCUGAGAUCAAACCCUUCACACCUGAUAGAGCUGGAUCUCAGAGGAAAUGAUCCUGGACAAUCAGGAGUGAAGGAGCUCACUGAGUUACUGCAGGAUCCACACUGUACACUGAAGACACUGAGACUUUCAGACUGCAGUAUCACUGAAGAAGGUUAUAAAGCUCUGGCUUCAGCUCUGAGAUCAAACCCUUCACACCUGAUAGAGCUGGAUCUCAGAGGAAAUGAUCCUGGACAAUCAGGAGUGAAGGAGCUCACUGAUUUACUACAGGAUCCAAAUUGUUCACUCAACACACUAACUCUUUCAGACUGCAGUAUCACAGAAGAAGGUUAUAAAGCUCUGGCUUCAGCUCUGAGAUCAAACCCUUCACACCUGAUAGAGCUGGAUCUCAGAGGAAAUGAUCCUGGGCAAUCAGGAGUGAAGGAGCUCACUGAGUUACUGCAGGAUCCAAACUGUGCGCUGAAGACACUGAGGUUGUUACGAAAUCUUGAUGCAGAGGAAGUCUGUCAGUUUUUGACUGGAGUUUUGGGUAUAAACCCGUUACUCCUGAAAGAACUGAAUCUGAGUGAUCGUAAACUAGGAGACACACAAGUGAAUCAACUCUCUGCUCUACUGCAGGAUAAACACUGUAAACUCAACAAUCUCCAAAUGCGUGAUUGUGAUCUAACAGAGGAAAGCUGUUCAGCUCUUGCUUCAGUUCUCAGAUCAGUCUCCAGCAGUCUGAAGGAUCUUGACCUGAGCAAUAAUAAUCUGCAGGAUUCAGGAGUGAAGCUACUUUCUGAUGGACUGAAGGACAGUAAACUGGAGAAACUCAGUCUUUCAGACUGUAGUAUCAGUGGAGAAGGUUAUAAAGCUCUGGCUUCAGCUCUGAGAUCAAACCCUUCACACCUGAUAGAGCUGGAUCUCAGAGGAAAUGAUCCUGGACAAUCAGGAGUGAAGGAGCUCACUGAUUUACUGCAGGAUCCACACUGUACACUGAAGACACUAAGGUUUUUGAGAAGCCCUGCUGCAGAUGAAGGCUGUCAGUUUGUUACUGGAAUUGUGGGUAAAAACCCGUUACUCCUGAAAGAACUGAAUCUGAGUGAUCGUGAACUGGGAGACACACAAGUGAAUCAACUCUCUGCUCUACUGCAGGACAAACACUGCAAACUCAAUACACUGAUUCUGUGUGAUUGCAGUAUUACGGAGAAACAGUGUGAGAUCCUGACUUCAGCUCUGAAAGCAAACCCAUCACACCUGAGAGAACUGAACCUUAGUGGGACAAUAAAAAACGUGGGAGUGAAGCACAUAUGUGAACUACUGAAUGAUCCACGCUGUUAUCUACAGAGACUGAGGUUAAGAAACUGUGAUAUGACAGGUAAAGGUUGUUCAUCUGUGACUACAGCUCUGAAAUCAAACCCAUCACACCUGAGAGAACUGGACCCGAGUGGGAAUAAACUAGGAGACUCUGGAUUUAAAAGCCUCAGUGAUUUACUGAUGAACCCACGAUGCAAACUGGAAAUACUGGCUCUGUGUGAUUGCAGUAUCAAAGAGAAACAGUGUGUGAUCCUGACUUCAGCUCUGAGAUCAAACCCAUCACACCUGAGAAAGCUGGAUCUCAGUGGGAAUAAACUCAAGCACAAACGAGUGAAGCACUUUUAUGAUGUGCUGAAAGAUUCACGCUGUAAACUGGAGGGACUGAGGUUAAGACACUGCAGUAUACAAGAUGAAGAUUGUUUCGACCUGAUUUUAGCUCUGAAAUCAAACCCAUCACACCUGAGAGAACUGGACCUCAGUGGGAAUAAUCUGGGAGACUCUGGAAUGAAAAACCUCAGUGAUUUACUGAUGAAGCCACAAUUCAAGCUGGAGAAAUUAGUUCUGUCAGAAUGCAGAAUUACAGAGGAACAGUGUGUGAUCCUGACUUCAGCUCUAAAAUCAAACCCAUCACACCUGAGAGAACUGAACCUCAGUGGAAAUCAAAUAGGAAACAGAGAAAAGGACAUUCUGUGUGACAUGCUGAAUAAUCCACACUGUAAACUCAAGAAAUUAAGGCUCAACAGCACCACCUGAAGUCCUUUUCAAGCACUUUUUAAAUGGAGUAUAAAAGGAACUAGUGG